UUUGUUUGAAUAUUACACGGUCAGUGGUCCGGUACUCGAUCUCGCCGUCGUUUCGCCAUGAAUUCCACCGGUUGUCGGUUUGCUUCAUCAACGACGGUGUUGGCAUGGAUUGUGCUAGCAGCUUGCUGCUGGUCACUUGCAACGACAGCCAACGGUCAUGCAGUUCAUUCUCACAAAGAUCAUACAGAACAAGAUUUGCAGUUUUGGAUAGAAAAUGCUAAAAAGACAGUAGCACAAAAACUUAACUAUGUCAAUAACCAAAAUGUUGCUAAAAAUAUAAUCAUGUUCUUGGGCGAUGGUAUGUCGUUGACUACGUUGACGGCUGCUCGGAUCUAUCAGGGACAAUUGGAAAAAAAGGCCGGUGAAAACGAGUUCUUAAGUUUUGAAAAAUUUCCUUUCGUAGGCAUGUCUAAGACUUACUGUGUUGACAAACAAGUUGCUGAUUCUGCUUGCACUGCAACUGCCUACUUAACAGGGGUAAAAGGCAACUUUGAGACAGUUGGUUUAUCUGCGGCAGCUAAGAUUUCAGAUUGUCCAGCAUCAGUAGACCCAGACAAUAGAUCUAGUUCUAUAUUGAAAUGGGCUCAAGACGCCGGGAAAUCUACGGGUAUUGUGACUACUACUCGAGUUACACAUGCAUCGCCUUCUGGUACUUAUGCACAUUCAGCACAUCGUAAUUGGGAAUCGGACGCUGAUCUAGAGGCAGCAAUAAAUUUGACAGAUAUUACAAAAUGUGAAGAUAUCGCAAAACAACUCAUUACUCGUGAACCCGGCAAAAAUAUUAAUGUUAUAUUAGGCGGAGGACAAAAUAAUUUUUUUUUAAAAGAGAGUGAUAAGAAUGGUUCUAGAAUGGAUAUGGAUUUAGUUGAGUUCUGGAAGAAUGACAAAAAGAAUCGUGAUUCUUCGGCAUAUUACAUUGAAGAUAGAGAACAAUUGUUAAAAAUUGACCCUUCAAAAACUGAUUAUUUAUUGGGUCUCUUUGAGAAGGAGCACUUUAACUUUCGUUUACAAGCUAAACAAACACAACCAACAUUAGCAGAAAUGACUAAAGUAGCCAUUCAAGUACUAUCCAAAAACAAAAAUGGUUUUUUUUUGUUCGUUGAAGGUGGAUUAAUUGAUUGGGCUCAUCAUGCCACAAAGGCUAGAUUAGCCUUAGAUGAAACUGUUGAAUUUUCUAAAGCUGUGCAGCAAGCAGUUGAUUUAACCAAAGAGAAAGACACAUUGAUUAUAGUGACUUCAGAUCAUGCUCAUACUGUUUCCAUGGCUGGAUAUCCAGACAGGGGUAACGAUAUUUUGGGUUUUGCAGAUACAUCGUCAAUUGAUAAACGGCCAUACACAACAAUUAGUUAUGCUAAUGGUCCUAAGUAUAAUGUAGACACUUCGGACUGCUCAAGAAAAAAUUUGUCUGAAACUGAACUAUCUGAUCCAAACUUUCAAUACCCACAUCUUGUUCCAUUAAAAGAUGAAACCCACAGCGGUGAAGACGUGAUGGUGUUUGCAAAAGGACCUUGGGCUCAUUUAUUCUCCGGUAACUACGAACAAAAUGUGAUACCAAUAACAAUGGGUUUUGCUGCUGGUAUAGGACCUUCCGGUGACUCUAAUCCAGCAUUGAAAAGCGAUGGAUAUUCUACUACUUUGUACUCCUACUUUUAUUCUUUAACAUCUUUAUCAAUGAUCAUAGCGUAUUAUUUUAGAUAAAUAAUACAUACUGUAUUUUAGUAUCGUUAUGUUUUUAUAGUCUUAUGUAUUUCGACCGUAAAUAUUUAAAUUUUAUGUAUUAUUGAUUAGAUAAAGUUUUCUAAAUGUUUAUACUUUUUUAAUUUUAAGUUAUUUGAACGUUGAAUAAACUUUGCAUUGAUUAUUUAUUUAUAAA
This is a messenger RNA of Daktulosphaira vitifoliae (grape phylloxera), 1873 nucleotides long. Its product is annotated as alkaline phosphatase-like. Lineage: Eukaryota; Metazoa; Arthropoda; Insecta; Hemiptera; Phylloxeridae. The transcript has 7 exons. Gene Ontology annotation, biological process: dephosphorylation. The record is from RefSeq and is a predicted model, not a curated record. Gene Ontology annotation, molecular function: alkaline phosphatase activity. The coding region runs from base 58 to 1698 and encodes 546 amino acids.